This is a messenger RNA of Aspergillus tanneri, 234 nucleotides long. RefSeq lists its product as uncharacterized. The coding region runs from base 1 to 234 and encodes 77 amino acids. NCBI's taxonomy places the organism in Eukaryota, Fungi, Ascomycota, Eurotiomycetes, Eurotiales, Aspergillaceae. The transcript is spliced from 2 exons. The record is from RefSeq and is a predicted model, not a curated record.
AUGAAGAUGAUGACGAUGAAAGAAAAGAAACCGGUCAAAUCAGACGGAAGCCAUGAUGAGGCAAAUUACAACUACGCGGGUAACAAGGGAACGUCCACGUACUUGAUCGACAUCUUGUCGAAGGCGUCCCGCGAGCAAGCGCAGAACUUGAUCCGAGGUGAGACGGAGAGAGAAGCCAAGGUAGAAGGAUCGCAGAAGACGUGGCAAACGACCGCUGCUCGGAGCUCCAACUGA